Parascedosporium putredinis is the source of this 3492-nucleotide messenger RNA. NCBI's taxonomy places the organism in Eukaryota, Fungi, Ascomycota, Sordariomycetes, Microascales, Microascaceae. The record is from the annotation of a GenBank genome assembly.
AUGCUCGGUUCGACUCUCCUAACGGCCGUCAUGGCCGCCGCGACGGCAUCCGCACACAUUCUCAUCUCAUAUCCCGGAUCGCGAGGAAACAAUCUCAUCACCAACGAGACCUUCCCAUACGGCAUGCAAUGGGAGUAUCCAUGCGGUGGUAUCCAGACGACCAAGAACCGCACCUACUGGCCGACGACGGGAGGCGCUAUCGCCUUCCAGCCCGGUUGGUUCCAGGGCCAUCUGACGGCUUUCAUCUACGUCAACAUCGGCUGGGGCACCGACGGCCCUUUCGACGGUCCCAAGAACAUGUCUAGCCCCAUGGUGCCCCCAUUCCAGCUUCUCGGCCCCACCAACAACCCCUACCCGGGCACGAUAUGCCUGCCCCAGGUGCCCCUCCCCAAGGAUUCUCAACCCCAAGCUGGCGAUUUGGCCACGAUCCAGGUUGUCGAGCUUGCCGGCCACGGUGCUGCUCUGUACUCGUGCGUCGAUAUCAUCUUUGCCGAGCCCGGAGACGCGCGCAUCGCCGAGGUCAACGAGUCCAACUGCUACAACAGCCAGGAGCUCGGUUUCGCCGACGUUUACACCAUCACCACGAGCGAGCCCGCCCGGGACGACGCGCUGGCGCAGACCUCGGGCGCCGAGGAGACGCUCUCGGCCCAGCUCAUCGGCCACGACGCCGACGUACGAGCUGUCGUCUUCCCUAACCCAGACGCCGUCCUGUCAGCAUCCCGCGAUUGUUCCUAUCCCGAGGGCCUCGUUGUGUCCGGCGGCCGCGAUACCAUUAUCGACGUGAGGAAGCCUACCUCCUUACCGGGCGACAAUGCCGAGCGCUUGCUCAUUGGCCACUCUCACAACGUGUGCACGCUCGACGUGUCGCCCAAGGGCACCUACAUUGUCUCGGGCGGCUGGGAUAGCCAGGCCCGCGUGUGGAGCGUCGCCAAGUGGGACACCGAGUUCGUCCUGACGGGCCACGAGCUCAGCGUGUGGGCCGUGCUCUUCCUCGACGAGCACACCGUCGUCACCGGUUGCGCCGACAAGAAUAUCCGCAUCUACGACCUCCGCAAGGCCGUCGCCGGAGACGUCCAGCCUCGGUCCACCAUCUACACCGACGACAUCAUCCGCGCCGUCGGGCGCGUGCCCGCCGGCCAUGCCACGGGUGAUGGUGGGGAGCUCCGGGGCCACGACUCCUUCGUCUACGGCCUCGCGGUGCUGCCCUCGGGCGAGAUUGUUAGCUGCGCUGAGGACCGGACGGUGCGCGUAUGGAAGGAUCUCGAGUGCGUCCAAACCAUUACCCACCCGGCCAUUUCGGUCUGGUGCGUUGCCGCGUGUCCGGAUACGGGCGAUAUUGUGUCGGGCGCGAGCGACGGUCUAGCUCGCGUGUUCACCAGGAAUCCGGACAAGGUGGCGGGACCGGACGUCCUGGCCGCGUUUGAGGAGUCGGUCAAGGCUUCGGCUAUUCCCCAGCAGCAGGUCGGAAGCAUCAACAAGGAGAAGCUGCCCGGUACCGAGUUUUUGACGACUCGAUCCGGUACCAAGGAAGGUCAAGUGCAGAUGAUUAAGGAGGACAAUGGCUCCGUGAGCGCCUACACGUGGUCUAUGGCCGCGCAACAAUGGGUGAAUGUAGGAACCGUGGUCGACUCCGCCGGCAGCUCCGGUCGCAAGGUGGAGUACGAGGGCAAGUCGUACGAUUUCGUCUUCGACGUGGAUAUCGAGGACGGAAAGCCGCCUCUGAAGCUCCCCUUCAACCUCUCGGAGAACCCGUACGACCGCGCACGCAAGUUCCUCGAGGACAACGAGCUCCCCAUCUCGUACCUCGACAACGUCGUGCAGUUUAUCGAGCAGAAUACCAAGGGCGCCACCCUGGGAGAGUCGAACGACGGCGGACCGGACCCCUAUGGAUCAGAUGCGAGGUAUAAGCCGAGCGAUGAAGCGGCGAGGGUUCCCAAGGUGCUGCCUCAAGGAGAGUACUUGAGCAUAACGGCCGCCAAGCAUGAGGCCAUUGUCAACAAGAUUAUCAACGUAAAUGCGAGCAUGAUUUCCGCCGGUCGCAAAGAUGCGGCCUUGAACCCUGCAGAUCAGACAAAGCUCAAGGAGCUACGGUACACUCUGCAGGCGAGCAAACCUAUUGAUGACGCCGGCCUCGAGCUCAUCAUGCGCAUUGUGACGAAGUGGGCGUAUAGCGAUCGUUUGCCUGGCCUCGAUCUCCUGCGCUGCGCGACGCCCUCGGCAGCCGUCGCUGCAUUCCGCGACCUCCAGGGCCGCUCCGCCAUCCAGCUCGGCAUAGACGCGGCGCUCGGCACGGACUUGGACACGGAUGAGGCACCGGCGACGCCCAACGAAAACUGCAUCAUGAUGAUCCUUCGCGCCGUGGCCAACGUCUUUGCCACGCCCAAGGGACGAGAGGUGGCAGCGUCGGACGCCAGCCGCGUGCUUGGCCUGCUCGAGCGGGUGGUGGGCCUCAACGGACCCGGCGUCGGGCGACACAAUAGAAACGUGCUGCUUGCGGCGACGACUGUCGUCCUUAACUACGCUGUGCUAGCUAGGAAGAGCGUAGGUGCGAGUUUCGCCAAGGCGGAUAGCAAGAAGACCUUUACGCGGGUGGUGGAGCGUAUCAUCUCGGAGCAGACGGACGGCGAGGUGGUGUAUAGGGCCCUCGUGGCUCUGGGCACGUGGCUGUAUGGAAACAGCUCGGGCGCGGAAAGCAUCGACAAGGAUGUCGUGCGGCGAGCGAUUGAGAGGAUCAAGGAGGAUAGGAUCACGGGGGUUGGCAAGGAAGCGCGCGCCAAGCAUGACGGCCCCGGAGGGAGCAAAGCAGAGGGCGAGAUCGCCGCAGCCGCCGGCGGGGAAGUAGAGGACGACGCGAGGACGAUGGAAGAGAGGCUUGCUGACCUGGAGAGGGAUUUUCGGCGCUUCGAAGGCCUAGCUGGAGGCGGUGGGUGGGAAGGAAAGAGGAGGGCGUGGAUGCAACUGUUUGCGUUUGAGACGCUGGCGAGGGGCGUCGCGGGCGAACUUACCCCCGCGCCUAGCGAGAAACAAGAGGGAAAACAGGCGCAAGGAGAGGAAACGCCAGUGGAGCGUCCCGACCCCUCUGGUGUUCGAACUAUUCUCCAGGACCCCGUGUUCACGAGCGCGGAUCGGCGGUUCCUAGCGGGGAGGGGCCAUGACGUCGUGGAUGAUCCGGGAGCGUUCGAGGCGCUGAAGCAGGUGGCUGGCGAGGAGGGGGCCGAGAACGACACAGAAGCGCGCGGGGAGGGAUCAUCUACGCUGUUGUUUGGGGUUCAUCUUUACUUGCCGGUGUAUAAGAGGGCGCUGGAGGGGCCGUUGCCCGCUGUGUUUGUGGGGACGGGGUGGGAUACUUGGGACGACAUCAAUCGAGGCGAGGAACUCCCGGCCCUCAAGGAAAUGCACGAGACGUACGAGAGGGAAGAUUUUCCCGAGGAGGAGGUCCUGUCUACUUUUUCGUCGACGUGCAUCUACUGGCGCAAAACCAACAAAGUCUAA